GACCCAAAUGCAGGAAAAGGGAGGCGAGGCAGGUAGACGGUGCAAAAAUGAUUUAAUUAAGGCAAGCAAAAAACAAAAUAUCAACAAAUAAUGUGGAGAUCCCAAAAACGGAGAAAACAAAACUCAGGUCGUUAACAAAAGGCUGGGUAUCAAAAACGUAGAGAAAACUGACGAGAACAGGUUCGGACGUGCACAUGGACAUUGACAAUGACGCAACAAGGAGUGAAAAGAAACUGGGAGCUUAUAUACACACACACAGACAAGGGUAACGACACAACGAGGAACAGGUGAGCACAGGAGGAUGCAGGUUGGAGGAUACACUAGGAGGAGGCACAACAGGUGAAAUCAAUGGGCAAUCACAGGGACAAUUCACACUAGGAGAAAACCAACACAAAACCUAACAGUUUCAUCAUUUAAAUUUGGCAGAGCUGUCAAAAUCACUCGUCCCCAUGGUGUGUAAAAUUAAAGAAAAAAAAAAAAAGAUGAUACAUUUAAUUCCAGCACAAAAUAAAAAAUGAUCCAGAAAUUUGUGUGUGCUCCUGUUGUAAAAAAAAACAGUUGAAACGGUCCCUCCCUCCAAUCGGUAUGUUGUCCGACAGGUUUUGUGAUAUGAGUUUGCUUUGGGAAGACGACUCUUUGUGUGUGACACUUGUGUACCUAGGGUUUUCAGACUAAAAAAACCCUGUUAAAGCACUUGUCCUCUAAACCCUAUGGAUUUGUGAAGAGUGAAGAACCACAUUGCAAGGACAUCUUUGGACGAGACCAGGCAAGCAGGUUCCAUGUAGUUUUUGUUUCAAUGGGUGCCUCAAUGAUGUGGAUUCCUGUGCUGACCUUCCUGCAACUAGUUUACUGCUCUCUCACCUACCGACACACUUCAGGGAGUUCACCGUUAGUGGACCAACAGGCCGCUAAUUCCUUCCUGUCCCGCUCACUGCUUUAUAACAGCUGGGACUUUGAACUAGUGGUGCCUGACAGCCUUGAAAGGGAAUGUCGGGAAGAGAUAUGCACUUACGAAGAAGCCAGAGAAGUGUUUGAGGAUGACACUCAGACGGAACUGUUUUGGACUGACUAUGUUGAAAGCCACGCAUAUGCACCCAAAGUGGAUGUGGCAGGGCUGGUGGCAGGGAUCCUGGCAAUACUAGUGUGCGGUGUGAUUGCAACAGUGCUAGGCUUCUACUUCUACAAGUCCAAGAACAAGGGGGGAAGGAGACCAGUGCAAAUGGUGCAUGAUGGACGUCCAGGCGUAGAGAUGGUGCCCCUGGCAACCGCCCCAGGUCUGCCCAGCUACAACGAGGCUCUAAACCGCAGCGGGAUGCACGAUGCCCCGCCACCACCGUAUUCAGGGGGGGCGCCAUCUGAGCCUGCAGACCCAGGAGACAACGAGUGAGCCUGAGCCAGCCGGAGCUGCUUCAAUGUGGCUGACACAGGCACUUGAUGAUGCUUUGAGUGAAGUUUAAAUAUUGCAUGUUGUAUAACGUAUUUAUGGACGGACUUGAGAGCCAAACUUGGAACGGACAUUUUUGACAGCGUGACGCAUGUAUAGUACGGAUAUGACGCUCUUAACAUUAUGAGACAUUUAACUCAUUGGUUGCCUUUGAUGGAAACUAGCCUCUCCCAGUGGGAAUGGAUUGGACGUCUAGCGCAGUCAAUAUUACCAUAAUUUUUGGACUAUAAACUGCUACCCCCCCCCCCCCCCCCAUUUUAAUCCUGCAGUUUAUAAUUCAGUGCGGCUUUAUUUGUUGAUUUAUUUGGGUUAAAAGGUAACGUUUUAUGACAUGACACUAUCAUGGUCAUUACUGAAUGCUUAUGACAGAUGUCAUGAGGUGUCACCCGGCAAAUUAUGUUACCAACUCUGUUUAUGUCCAGCUCGGACCUUUUACAUCCAUUUAAAAGUGAGAUAAUUUGCCGGAUGACACGUAAUGACAUCUGUUAUAAGCAUUCAUUAAUGCUAAUAACAGUGGCCUGUCAUAAUUUUGAUUAUCUUAUGACAUUCUUAUGGUGCUACUGUCAAAUAAAGUGUUACCAAAUACCAUAACUAGCAAUUAAUGAAACAACUGGAGCAGUAACCGAAGAAAUAAUUAGCACAGAACAUGAAUUUUGAUUGCUAUUUACAUCUGUAGCGCUGCAAUGCAUGCUAGGAGGCAUGUUGGAUGACAACAGUUUUGACAGAAGGUGGCAGCAGAGGUUAAAAACCACAUCUAAUUUUAUUUAUACAAAUAAAUGAGUAUAAGUAAUUAUUUAAAACUACAAUAAUUCAAAAUAAAUAUGGAAAAACAUUAUAAUAAUAAUUGAUAAUAUGCAUGUCAUUUUUAAAAAUGACCAAAAAUAGCCAAUUGCUACAAGCUUAUUAAAGCAAGGGCGUAGGUUUGCAUAGGGACGGUAGGGACGAAACACUAGAAAUUUUUCAGGAUGCUCAUAUUGUCCCCACCAACUUUUAAGCAACCUUAUUUGCGUUAUAUAAUGACUUCAGUUAUAUAUGUUAUUUAGAUUGUCUUCCCAUAUGUUGUAAUUGUUGUAAUUGACCCCAAAGUGAAUUAUUUUCAUUAUUAUCAGACUCACAUGUUCCUUUUCACUUUUUGAAUGUGCCAGUCCAUUUUUUUUCUUCCCUAACGCACAUUGAUUAGCUAAUGGCUUCACCCCCCCCCACCCCCCCACCCCCACACACACAGACAUGCACUAUUAGGGAUAUCAGAAGUUUUUUUUCAAUCAGCAGCAGCCACUGCAGGAAAUAUAAAAAGACGUCAAUGUUAUGGAAGUGGGGAACACACCACUAAUUUUGCUACUGAAAGUCUGACCUACAUCAGAGUUAGCAUGACAUUAAACUGUGUGAACCUGCUAACCUGCAAAACUCGAGUAGGUAGGUGCUUGGAGAGAAGUGUCUUCCUUUAUGUGUUUUCUUCUUUAAUUUCUCUAUUUAGACAAUGUUGAGUGGUCUUAAGACAAAUGUUUUUUUUUUUUUUUUUAGAGAUUAUUAAAAAGCUUACAUUUAUUGUGUAUGUUAAUAUAAUUUAUGUUAAAAUAAUGCAAUUUAAAUUUGCUCAUAAUAUCCGGAUUUUUUUUCUGGAAGUUUUCAAAAUGCUUCUUUAGUAAUUUUUGAAAACAAAAGGUUUGAAUUGAAAAAAAAGAUAAAAGAUAGUAUAAGUCAAUACAGAUUUAUUUUGCAUUGAUCAUUAAGAAUGUCCCGUCCCCAGCAAAAAAUGUACAUGCAGGUUAUGCUGUUAAAGCAUCUCUACCACUGUUGAGACCAAACCUACGCCCUUGAAUGACGGUGACAGACGUCUAAUUAAUUUGAACUGGAUGAAUUGGCAGUGAAUGCUCAUCUUUCAGUGCCAUUAAUAGGAUUUGACAGCGCAAGACGUCCAAGCAAGGGCGUAGAUUUGCAUAGGGACAGUAGGGACGAAACACUAGAAAUUUUUCAGGAUGCUCAAAUUGUCCCCACCAACUUUUAAGCAACCUUAUUGGCAUUAUAUCAUAAGUUCCGUUAUAUAGGUAAUUUAGAUUGUCUUUCUAUAUGUUGUAUGGAUAGACUAGACCCUACCAUUAUUAAAUGAUUACUUUCAUUAUGCUGAGGCUGUCAUUUAUUCCCCUUUUUACUUGCCGAAUGUGCCAGUCCAUUUUUCCCCUCAAACACACGUUUGAUCGGCUGAUGACAUGACAUGACAUCAGCCCCCCCCCCCCCCACACACACACACACACACACUCACAGCCUAGACAGAAAUACAUGUCGACAACAUGCCUUCUCCUCCGCCCCCUUCUACGACAAGGGAUACAUAUUUCGGCCAGCAGCAGCAGCAGCAGCAGCAGCAGCAGCAGCAGCAGCAACCACUGUUAGUAAUGUAAAAAGACGCCAAUGUUGUGGAGGUGGGGAACACACCACUAAUUUUGUUACUGAAAGUCCGACCUGCAUCAGAGUUAUCAUAACAUUAAUCUGUAUGAAUUUGCUAACAUGCAAAAGUCGAGUAGGAAGCUGCUUAGAGAGAAGUGUCCUUCAGUAUGUUUUCUACUGUUAACGUUAAUUGUGAGAAAUGUAGUGACCAAGGUUUAACCCAUUCGCCCCAAUUUUCAUUUUAUUUAUGUGGUCUUAAAGCAGCCCAAAGGAGGUUUAAUUUUUUGUUGAGUUUGGUUGUGUUUGUUGACAAAAGCAGUAGUGUUUUACCUGAAGGAAGGUUCCAUUUUUAUCUAUUUUUGGCAAGGGCGUAGGUUUGCAUAGGGACAUAACACUCCCACUUUUCAGGAUGCUCAAAUUGUCCCCACCAACUUUUAAGCUAUUUUAUUUGCAUUUUAGAAUGAGUUCAGUUAUAUAGGUAAUUUAGAUUGCCUUCCCAUAUGUUGUAAGGAUACAAUUGACCCUACCAUUAUUGAGGAAUUAUUUUCACUAUGUUAAGACUUAUAUUUACCCCUUGUUCACUUGCUGAAUGUGCUAGUCCAUUUUCCCCCCUCAAACUCACGUUAGAUUGGCUGAUGACUUGGACCCCCCCCCCCCCCACACACACACACACGAAAAUACAACAUGUCGCCAACAUGCCGCCUCUUCCGCCCCCUUCAAAGAGGAGGGAUUUUAGAAGUUUUUUUCAGCCAGCAGCAGCCACUGUAAGUAAUGUAAAAAGACGUCAAUGUUAUGGAGGUGGCGAACACACCACUAAUUUUGCUACAACCUUCAUCAGAGUUUGCAUAACAUUAAACAGUGUGAAUUUGCUAACCUGCAAAACUCAAGUAGGAAGCUACUUAGAAGUGUCCUCCACUUUUGUAUGUGUUUUCUGCUGUUAACGUUAAUUAAACAGUGAGAAAUGUAGUAAACCGAGGUUUACCCCCUUUUACCCAAUUUUCAUUUUGUCUAUGUGGUCUUAAAGCAACACUUGGUAACUUUUCAGUUUUGGUCGAUUUUAGCGACGCUGGUGAACAAAAGCGGUAGUUUUUUGAAGACUGCGUUUCCCAUUAGGACCAGCGCAUGAGCGCAUAGUGUCUUCCUAUGAGGGGCGUAACAGAAAAUAAUUGAGAGGGACUGGUAUAACUCAAUACAGAUUUAUUUUGCAAUGAUCAGUUAGCCUAUCAAUUAAUUAGGUCCAUAUUCGUGAGAAAUGUAGCCCUGACCCCCGUUCACCCAAUCUGUUUGGUGGUAUUAAUGUCCCGUCUCAUGCAAAAAGUGUACAUGCACGUUAUGCUGCUAUAUCGUCCCUACCAAUAUUGAGCCCAAACCUAAACCCUUGAUUUUUGGUAUUCCCUAACUAAGACGUUUUUUCAGAUGUGUUUAAUUUCUUUAUUUAGACAGACAAUGUUAAGUGGUCUUACGACAAUUGUCAAUUUUUUUCAUUCCUGGAUAGUUAAGAGAUAAUUGUGUAUGUUAAUAUAAUUUAAAUUCUGUUCAAAUAUUGCAAUUUAAAUUUGCUAAACAAAACAAAACAAAAAUUUCAGACAUUUAUUCUGGAAGUUUUCAAAAUGUUUUUUUUUUUUUAGUAGUUUUUGAAAAUAAAGGUGUCAAGUUCAAAAAUAGACCCUUAGGUAGACAUUUGUAAAAUUAUCCAAAAAUAAGGAGAGAAGACACUCAGUUUUCUUGGCCAAGGAGAGCAAGGAGGGACUAGACAGUGAAAUGCUAGAUUACGCUGUAUAGUCACCAAAAUUGAUCUAAAAAAACCUCCUUGCUCUUUCUUUUAUUAGGGGUUUGUCCUAACACAGAAAGGUGCCGCCCUAAAGGGAGGGGGAAAGCAAGCUGGAGACACCCUUGUGAUUUUGGUUGGCUAUGUGUGAGCAUGUAGGUGGAACUAACUAAAUACACGUGUGUAAGCAAAGGCACUUAGGUAAAGUGGUCAGAAUGACCCAGACACUUCAGUUAUGCAACGCUUCGGCCAUGGAAGAUGCCCUCGAAUGGAAGAUGUCCUCGAAAGUCUAGACGAAAGUCUAGACAUAAGAUGCUGAAGAUGUCCUAGAAGGUCUAGUUACGCAAUGUUGCGGCCAUGAAGCAAGGCAGUUGUCACCCCGGCCCUCUUUAACACUUUGUAACACUUAAACAUGAACUUAAACAGCCUAGUAUAGCAAGCAAUAAAUAUUUACUAGUUAUAUCAAAUAAGAAAAAAUAUGGCAAUAUGUAUUAUGUAUGUAUGAGGUAUAUAUGAGCACAAGCAAAUAUUCAAUCAAUCAAGCAAAUAUUCAAUCAACCCUCGAUAAUUAACUCAACAAAAGGUUUGAAUCGAACGAUGUAUCACUUGAACUAAUACAUAUGAAAGUUGAUAUAAGUCAAUACAGAUUUACCUUGCAUUGAUCAUUUAGCCCAAGGGCGUAGGUUUUGUCUCAACAUUGGUAGGGGUGAUAUUAAAGCAUAACCCGUAUGUUAACUUUUUGCUUGGAAUCAUGGGACAUUAAUAAGACCAAACAGAUUGGGUGAACGGGGUUCAGGGCUACAUUUCUCACCAAUAUGAACCUAAUUAAUUGCAUUGCUAAAUCAGGGGUGCUCAUGACGUCGAUCACGAUCGACCAGUCAAUCGCAAAGCUAGUGUGGGGAGCUCGCGGCAUCCACCCCAAAAAACCUUUUUUUAAAUAUACAUAAUUAUGAUUGUUGCAUGUUGUGUUGUGUGAGCUAUAUAUUAGGCUAUGCAGCACCCCUCUCUCUUUAAGCAGCUUCUUGCUAACGUUUUUCUAGUUCCAUAGUUUCCAGCAGAGUUCACUACAUUUCUCACAGUUUAUUUAAUGUUAACAGUAGAAAACACAAUGAGAAGGACACUUCUCUCGAGGCAACUCCCUACUUGAGUUUUGCAGGUUAGCAAAAUUACAGUUUAAUGUUAUGCUAACACUGAUACAGGUCGGACCUACAGUAGCAAAAUUAAUUGUGUGUUCCCCCCUUCCAAAACAAUGAGCUAUUUUUACAUUUCUAACAAUGGCAUUGACUGCUGCUGGCUGAAAAAAAAAACCUUUCUCAUAUCAAUAAUAUCUAAUGUGCAUGUGUGUGAGGGUCAAGUCAUCAGCCAAUCAAAUGUGAGUUUAGGAGGAAAAAAUGGACCGGCACAUUCAGCAAGUGAAACGAUGUACAUGUAAAUCUAAACAUAAUAAAAAUAAUUCACUUAAUAAGGGUGGGGUCAAUUAAAACAAUUAAAACAUAUGGGAAGACAAUAUAAAUGACCUAUAUAACUUAAGUCAUUACAUAACGCAAAUAAGGUUGCUUAAAAGUUG
Corythoichthys intestinalis (scribbled pipefish) is the source of this 7161-nucleotide messenger RNA. It is a transcript of the gene prrg2, whose product is annotated as proline rich Gla (G-carboxyglutamic acid) 2. Gene Ontology annotation, molecular function: calcium ion binding. The record is from RefSeq and is a predicted model, not a curated record. Lineage: Eukaryota; Metazoa; Chordata; Actinopteri; Syngnathiformes; Syngnathidae. Bases 797 to 1387 code for a protein of 196 amino acids. The transcript has 7 exons. Gene Ontology annotation, cellular component: extracellular region; plasma membrane.